UGAGAAAUAUUAGUAGUAUUAACGCUUGUGAAUUUUGUGAAAGAGGAGAAGCACCACUGUAAAAGCUCAAGCCGUGAAAGAUAGAUACGACAGACAAGCGAAACUGGAAAGAUCGAAUUGAAUAGAGCAGGUUCAACCACGCAAAAGAAUCAGAAUACAUAGAACAUGUGCGGUCCAACUAUUACUUCGAAAUCCAAGAUCCAGGCAUCAUCAAAAGCUCCGGUCGAUGUGGUGUUAGAACCUCCGAGCAUGUUAAGCCGUUACAGCUGUGCAACGGCAAUGCUUGCUAUCUUCGGAGUCUGGGGAAAGAUCGCUUUUUACAACCACAGCGGUGACGGAACUUAUGACGAAUCGAAGGCCCCUGGGGUCGGUACCGAAAUCCAUAGCUGGAAGAUCMCGUUGAUACUGACGUCUUGCUAUCUACUUGGUUUGCCGGUGUUGCGAAUGUUGACGACAAAGUUUCUGUCUCCAACGAUGGACGUGAAAUUGCUUCUGAAAGAAACCAUGAUUGUUUACAACGGAGGGCAAGUCUUGCUGAACGGAUGGAUGGUCUACCGAUUCCUCGAUGCCGUGAUCAAUCGAGGGCAUCCUUUCAUUGGUGAUUUGUUCACGGUCGACACCGGUGCAACAUUCGCCGUUUGGAUUCAUUACAUGGAUAAGUACCUCGAAUUUUUUGAUACUAUUUUCAUGGUUUUGAGGGGACGAAUGGAUCAGGUACGUGAACAUUUUUUUAGAAGAAUUAUGCACCCAAUCGGAUUCGGAAGAUAAGUUUCUAUCCAGAAUUCGUUCAAUGCGACAUUAAUAUAUCACUGGAGUCACUCGAAAAUCGAGUCAUCGAUUUCGCCAUUGCGUCGAAGCGGCUUAUCGGGAUGAACGUGCCAUGGUUGGAUUGCACAUUUCAUUGAAAAACCUCGCCCGUAUCUUACCAAAAACUGUCGUCUGUUUUGUUGCUCGAACGAAUACGUUUGAAUGGUAUCUUAGGUGUCUUUCCUUCAUCUUUACCACCACGUUUCCAUAGCAUGGGCCUGGUGGUUCGCCAUUCGCUGCUAUCCAGGCGGAGAUGCGUACUUUGGAGCUUUGUUGAAUUCAUGGAUUCACGUCAUGAUGUACUCCUAUUACACGCUCUCCCUAUUAAAAUUCCCGUGUCCGUGGAAGCGAUUCAUAACACAGGCCCAGCUUCUUCAAUUCACCUCCGUUGUAGUGUACACGGGAUUUUCCUUCGCGAUCGUGAGAAAGGGGGGCCAAGCCGAAGCCAAGCACUAUGCUUGCUUCGCCGUGCAAACGUUCGAAAUGACGAGCUUGUUCUAUCUGUUUAGCCUUUUUUAUUCGAAAGCCUACAAGAAAAAGGCUAUGAUGAAACGGACGUCGUCGUUAAAUGAAGUCCCCGAGCAGUCUUCGAUAUCUUCGGACACUAGUGACGAGGUGGCAUCCAACUCUUCCUCCGAGGAACCCAAAAAGGAAUUAUGAUCAUUUUGCUAUCGUAUCCUCCUCUCAUCAUCCUCCCAAAUAUAAUAAACAAUAUUAUUAUGUACUUACACAUCGGAGUAUCCGGUUUCAACUUUUCGAACAGAUAUGCCGGACAAACACACAUCGAGAGACGAACGAAUGCACGCAUUGUUGUCACGAAGAAUUACAAAUUAAAAAAGAGACGAAUCAGUUUCCCCGGUGUUCUCUCCUCAGCCUCGCUCGAGACAACUGCUGCUAAUAAUUUGGAGACGCCAGUAAAUAAAAAUUUCAUCCGCUACGCAUCUUCCUAGUGUAAUAAUUCAACUUGUAAGUC
This is a messenger RNA of Pseudo-nitzschia multistriata, 1780 nucleotides long. NCBI's taxonomy places the organism in Eukaryota, Bacillariophyta, Bacillariophyceae, Bacillariales, Bacillariaceae. The record is from the annotation of a GenBank genome assembly.